GCGUGAGCGGUGGAGGCUGCGUGGAAGGGGCAGGUGAAGAAAUGCCGGUAAUACCUCACAAGUCACCCCUUCUUCAUGGUGGAGGAGAAAUGGGUCCUGUGCGACCAGAUCAGGGCUUGGUGCUCUUCAAAGAGGUGGCCGUGUAUUUCACCAAGGAAGAGUGGUCUCUGCUGGAUCCGAGGCAAAGGACUCUGCACGAACAAGUUAUGAUGGAGAACUUUGCAAACGUGGCAUAUUUGGAGACCUGUGAUGUGCCAGGGAUCAAGGCAGAAGAAGGACAGGGAGUAUUCUUAGAAAGAGCAAGUCCUGAAGAACGAAAAGAGCAGAGAAAUCUAAAUAUUCAUUUGAAAAUCCACACAGGAUGGAAGCAACUGAAAUGCUCAAAGUGCAGUAAAAGUUUCUAUGAUAAAGCUACCCUCAGAGAACAUCUGAGAAUCCACACAGAGAAGAAACCAUUUACGAGUCUGGAGUGCAGAAAGGCCUUAAGUUGGUGUGAUUUACUUUCUUCACAUCAAAGGAAUUACACAGAUGAGAAGCCCUUUAAAUGCCUGCAGUGUGGAAAAGCAGUUUCUUCGAAUUCUGCUCUUACUGCACAUCAAAGGAUACACACAGGUGAGAAGCCAUUUAAAUGCCUGGAGUGUGGAAAGAGCUUCACUCGGAGUGGACAUCUUACUGAACAUCAAAGAAUUCACACAGGUGAGAAGCCAUUUAAAUGCCUGGAGUGUAGAAAGAGCUUCACUCGGAGUGGACAUCUUACUGAACAUCAAAGAAUUCACACAGGGGAGAAGCCAUUUAAAUGCCUGGAGUGUGGAAAGACGUUCGGUUGGAAUCAUGGUCUUACUUCACAUCAAAGGAUACACACAGGGGAGAAACCAUUUAAAUGCCUGGAGUGUGGAAAGACAGUUUCUUCGAAUUCUGCUCUUACUGCACAUCAAAGAAUUCACACAGGAGAGAAGCCAUUUAAAUGCUUGGAGUGUGGAAAGAGCUUCACUCAGAGUGUGCAACUUACUUCACAUCAAAGAGAUCACACAGGUGAGAAGCCAUUUAAAUGUCUGGAAUGUGGAAAGAGCUUCAUUCAGCGUGCGCAACUUACUUCACAUCAAAGAGUUCACACAGGUGAGAAGCCAUUUAAAUGCCUGGAGUGUGGAGAGAAGUUUGGUUGGAAUCAUGGUCUUACUUCACAUCAACGGAUACACACAGGGGAGAAGCCAUUUAAAUGCCUGGAGUGUGGGAAGGCAUUUACUUCGAAUAAUUCUCUAACUGCACAUCAAAGGAUACACACUGGGGAUAAGCAAUUUAAAUGCCUGGAGUGUGGAAAGGCCUAUACUCGGAGUAAUACUCUUACUGAACAUCAAAGAAUCCACACAGGAGAGAAGCCGUUUAAAUGUCUGGAGUGUGGAAAGGCCUUCCGUCAGAGUGAUAAACUUUAUACACAUCAAAGAAUACACACGGGGGUGAAGCCAUUUAAAUGCUUCGAGUGUGGAAAGAGCUUCACUCAGAGUAGUUCACUUAUUUCACAUCAAAGAGUUCACACAGGUGAGAAGCCAUUUAAAUGCCUGGAGUGUGGAAAGAGCUUCACUCAGAGUGGGCAACUGACAGAACAUCUACGUAUCCACACAGGUGAAAAGCCAUUUAAAUGCUUAGAGUGUGGAAAGGCAGUUUCUUCGAAUUCUGCUCUUACUGCACAUCAAAGAAUUCACACAGGAGAGAAGCCAUUUAAAUGCUUGGAGUGUGGAAAGAGCUUCACUCAGAGUGGGCAACUUAUUUCACAUCAAAGAAUUCACACUGGGGAGAAGCCAUUUAAAUGCCUGGAGUGUGGAAAGGCAGUUUCUUCGAAUUCUGCUCUUACUGCACAUCAAAGGAUACACACUGGUGAGAAGCCAUUUAAAUGCCUGGAGUGUGGAAAGGCCUUUGGUCAGAGCGAUAAACUUACUGCACAUCAAAGGAUACACACAGGUGAGAAGCCAUUUAAAUGCCUGGAGUGUGGAAAGGCCUUCUCUCAGAGUAGUUCACUUAUUUCACAUCAAAGAGUUCACACAGGUGAGAAGCCAUUUAAAUGCCUGGAGUGUGGAAAGACAUUCAGUUGGAAUAAUGCUCUUACUGCACAUCAAAGGAUACACACAGGUGAGAAGCCAUUUAAAUGCCUGGAGUGUGGAGAGGCCUUUGGUCGGAGCUAUAGACUUACUGAACAUCAAAGAAUUCACACAGGAGAGAAGCCGUUUAAAUGUCUGAAGUGUGGAAAGGCCUUCCGUCGGAGUGGUACACUUUAUACACAUCAAAGAAUACACACAGGGGUGAAGCCAUUUCAAUGCCUGGAGUGUGGAAAGCUUUUCACUCAGUGUGGACAAUUUACAGAACAUCUACGUCUCCACACGGGAAAAGCCAUUGAAAUGUUUGGAAUGUGGAAAGGCUUUCCAUUGCAGUGCUUCACUAAGCUAUCAUCGGAGAAUCCACACAGGGGAGAAGCCAUUUAAAUGCCUUGAGUGUGGAAAGGCAGUUUCUUCGAAUUCUGCUCUUACUGCACAUCAAAGGAUACACACAGGGGAGAAGCCAUUUAAAUGCCUGGCGUGUGGAAAGGCCUUCUCUAAGAGUAGUUCACUUAUUUCACAUCAAAGAGUUCACACCGGUGAGAAGCCAUUUAAAUGCCUGGAGUGUGGAAAGGCAUUCAGUUGGUUUCAUGCUCUUACUGCACAUCAAAGGAUCCACACAGGAGAGAAGCCAUUUAAAUGCCUGGAGUGUGGAAAGGCCUAUACUCAGAGCAAUAAACUUACUAAACAUCAAAGAAUUCACACAGGGGAGAAGCCAUUUAAAUGCCUGGAGUGUUGAAAGGCAUUCACUUGGAAUCAUGCUCUUACUGCACAUCAAAGAAUUCACAGGGGAACAAAACCAUUUAAAUGCUUGCAGUGUGAGAAAUACUUCUGUGAUAAAUUCAUGUCAAACAAUUCACAGCUUUCAUUUAAUGCUGUGGCCCCGUUCAGACAACACACUAAACCAUGCUGCUUAACCACAAAAAGCUUAAUGGGGUAAGAUUCUUCCAAGAAAUAGGGGAAAUAUUACCAAUCAAGGGAUUUGUAAAACACAGUUGGCGUUAUUGCAUAUGUUUGUAAAAGAAAAUAGAGAGAGAUGAGAAAAAAAAAAUUGACUUUUUGUUGACAGCUGAGAAGCAAUUAAUAGCAAUCAUCCGGUGAAGUAGCGUCCCAUUAAGCUUUUUGUGGUUAAGCAGCGUGGUUUAGCAUGUUGUCUGAAUGGGGCCAAUGUCUCAAAUUUUCUUUUUCCACAUAGCUAUUGUUAACAUGUGAACUGUCUUCCAGUUACUUGCUCUUAAUUGCUUCUCAGCUGUCAACAAAAAGCCAAUUAAUUUUUUUUCUCAUCUCUAUUUUUUUAUGCUUAAUUCUUGUAUACAUACUCCCCUUAUUGUUGCUUUGCUCGUUUCCAAUCUGAUUGUUUCUGUUGUUUCCUUCAAAAUAUCUUUCUAUAUUUCUUUUUAUUUUGUCUUUAAACAUCUUCCUUAGUUAAUAAUAUGGGGUUCAAUCUCCAUAUAUAAUUAUUUUUCUUUUUUCGUCUCUCUCUGCAUAUGCUUUAAUUUGGGCAUGGUCUGUCAUUUUUACUUGCCCAAUUUCCUUUUGUUGUUGUUGUUCUUCAUAAGAAAGAGUUUCUGUCACUAGAAUUGUG
Messenger RNA from Elgaria multicarinata webbii, 3672 nucleotides. RefSeq names its product zinc finger protein 420-like. The coding region runs from base 42 to 2474 and encodes 810 amino acids. Gene Ontology annotation, biological process: regulation of DNA-templated transcription. The record is from RefSeq and is a predicted model, not a curated record. The transcript is spliced from 4 exons. Lineage: Eukaryota; Metazoa; Chordata; Lepidosauria; Squamata; Anguidae.